This is a messenger RNA of Penaeus monodon (black tiger shrimp), 988 nucleotides long. Its product is annotated as type-2 ice-structuring protein-like. NCBI's taxonomy places the organism in Eukaryota, Metazoa, Arthropoda, Malacostraca, Decapoda, Penaeidae. The record is from RefSeq and is a predicted model, not a curated record. Bases 94 to 780 code for a protein of 228 amino acids. The transcript has 6 exons.
UUGUUAUAAAUAGCGAGAGCAUCGAGGCGAUUUCAGUCCACGCGGAUCCUUGCGAGUGAGCUGAGUGACGCAGUUGAGCUUCUUCCACAAAAGAUGCGUCUGGUUGUAUCAGUCUUUUGGAUGGUGGCAGGGACAGCGUGGGCACUGGAGGAAAACAGUGUGGACAACCACUACGAUGAACAUUUUCCUCCUCUUCAUCCUAACUGCACCCAGAGUCUCACAGAUCUUCUCUUGCUGCGCCAAGAAGUCCUGCUGAAAGAACUGAAGCAGGCCGAGCAAGUGUCUGCAGGAAUCUUGAGGGAGAUGCUACACAUCUUGACUGACAACAAGGUUUCCUUCACGUCUAGAGAAGUAUCCUGUCCUGGUAACUUCAAGAAAAUUGGCAACACUUGUUUGUAUCUUGCCAAAGAGACCGACUUGGCUUGGGAAGCUGCUCGAGUUUUUUGUCAAGACUUGGGAGGAGAUUUGGCCGUGUUUCGAGAUGUCAAUGCAUUUGCAGAGGUUCUCAAAUACGUGAAAAGUUCGGUCGCUGUAAAGGCAACGACUGUCUGGGUGGGCGGAAGAGACCACUUAGUAGAAGGGGAAUGGAGGUGGGUCUCUGGGGAAGACAUGCCAAGAGGAACGCCCUUUUGGGGAGAUUAUAAUUACGUCCGCGAACCAGCUCAAGGCACCGCGGCGAAUUGCGCCGCCCUUUAUGGCCCUGAUGAUUUCUUGAUACACGAUGGAGGCUGUGAAGCUAAAUAUAAACCUCUCUGUCAGAUUAAUUUGAUGAAUAAUUAAAUCAUUGGAAUCACGAUGAGAUAUGUAUCCUGCCAAGCAUAGUUGCUCAACUGCCACUGUGUACUUCUUUAUUUUCGAAAGUUGAAUAAGUUUCAUGCACCUCAUCCAUGCCUUAGCUAAGGAAUCUUCAGAAAAAAAUAUGCGGAUAGUCAUAAUUAGCUGAAGUCAAUAAUGUCUAUCCGUACUUUUUGUGAAUAAAAUAUGCUAA